GACGGCGGCGGCGGCCCCCGCGGGUUCACAGGGCAGUGCAGCCAUGUGCCCCCUCCCCAGCUGGGCACCCUGCAGAUCAUUCAUGGCAACGGCACAGCCGUCGGGACGGUCAUCGCCUUCCAGUGUGCGGCCGAGCACCAGCUGGAGGGGCCGGGCGUCAUCACCUGCAUAUGGAAGGGGAACAAUACCCAGUGGACGGCAGAAGUGCCCUCCUGCAAGCCCAUAUCGAAGUAUGAGACUUUUGGAUUUAAAGUCGCAGUGAUUGCUUCCAUCGUGAGCUGUGCCAUCAUUCUGCUGAUGUCCAUGGCUUUUUUAACCUGUUGUCUCAUCAAGUGUGUGAAGAAAAGUGAAAGGAGGAGGACUGAAAGAGACAUGCAACUGUGGUAUCAGCUCAGAACUGAAGAAUUGGAGAACAUGCACGCUGCUUACUUUGGUUAUAAGGGAAGAAAUAACAACAACAACAAGAAACUCAGGAAUAAUUCUGUAUUUGAUGAUGUGACUAACAUGGCAUAUGACAACCAAGGCUUCUACAGAUUCCAGGAGGAGUGGACUCGGGACAUGGCAGCUUCGGGGCGCUGCAAAGCCGGUGAGCGGCUGCCCAAGCUCAGCAGCAGCAGCAGCAGCAGUGCACCUGGGAGAGCCACAGUGCCAGGACACAGCACUGCUCUGCACACCGCGAAUUCAGUCCAUGUGGUUCAGGUCUAUGGACACACAGACAGAUACAACAAACCCAGGUGUCAGAUACCUGGCUAGCUGCUGGCUGAAGUGCACUUGCUUCUCUGGACCAAAAUGAAGUGGAUCGAAAUAAUGUGCCUUAAAGAUAACGCAGGAAGUUAACUACUCAUUUGAAUCUGAAAGUUUUAUAUAUUACAAAGUGAUUAUUUAACAGGAAUACUUUGAGGUCUGAUAUAAAUAAAAUAAGGAAUGUUGAGGCUGGCUGUCAGCAGCCAUUCUCUGCAGUGCUCUGUGUGUUGUGGCCGUGGCAGAGCAUCAUGGCUUUCUUGUGUACCUCCCGAGAGGAACGGGAGCCGGUUUGUGUCUUUGCCUCAUAGAAAUUCACUGGUGAUAAUUACACUUUCAUUACACCUUC
Meleagris gallopavo (turkey) is the source of this 1090-nucleotide messenger RNA. It is a transcript of the gene SUSD3, whose product is annotated as sushi domain containing 3. Gene Ontology annotation, cellular component: plasma membrane. NCBI's taxonomy places the organism in Eukaryota, Metazoa, Chordata, Aves, Galliformes, Phasianidae. The record is from RefSeq and is a predicted model, not a curated record.